Molecule: messenger RNA, 1659 nt
Organism: Fraxinus pennsylvanica
Lineage: Eukaryota; Viridiplantae; Streptophyta; Magnoliopsida; Lamiales; Oleaceae
Source: the annotation of a GenBank genome assembly
AUGGGCGGGUGUUUCAGCAAGAAUAAGUACACAACCCCAGAUGCCAAUGGCUACAGAUCAGAAAGAACGGGCCCCACAGGGUAUCAAAGCCACCAAAAUUAUCAAAAACCAUCAUCUCAGUACACGCCCCAGCCGCCUCAGCCCGAAAGGCACCACCAGCCGCCACCAAUGCCACGGCCGCGGCCGCAGCCGCAGCCGCAACCUCAGGCACCAAUCCCAGCUCCUGUGAAACCUGCUCCCCACUACCAGAGCCCUGUUCAAAGAUUAGAACCCAAUAACAUUUUAGGUAAGCCCUUCGAGGACAUAAGGUCAAAAUACAAACUUGGCAGAGAAUUGGGCAAGGGUCAGUUUGGGGUAACUUACCUUUGUACUGAGACUGCAACUGGGCACAAAUAUGCCUGUAAGUCAAUACUGAAGAGGAAGCUUGUGAGUAAGAAUGAUAAGGAGGAUAUGAAGAGGGAAGUUCAUAUUAUGCAGCACUUGAGUGGGCAGCCGAACAUCGUGGAAUUUAAGGGUGCUUCUGAGGACAGGCAUUCUGUGCACGUUUUGAUGGAGCUUUGUGCCGGUGGGGAGCUCUUUGACAGGAUUAUUGCUCAUGGACAUUAUUCCGAGAGAGCUGCCUCUGACCUCUGUAGACAGAUUGUGAAUGUUGUUCACCAUUGCCAUUUUAUGGGGGUGAUGCAUAGGGAUCUCAAGCCGGAGAAUUUCUUGCUUGCAAGUAAGGAUGAGAAGGCGAUGUUGAAGGCAACUGAUUUUGGGCUCAGUGUCUUUAUUGAAGAAGGAAAGGUGUAUCAUGAUGUUGUUGGUAGUGCAUACUACGUAGCUCCUGAAGUUCUACGUCGAAGUUAUGGGAAGGAAAUAGAUAUAUGGAGUGCAGGUGUUAUUUUGUACAUUCUUCUCAGCGGCGUGCCUCCAUUUUGGGCUGAAACUGAAAAGGGGAUAUUUGAUGCUAUACUGAAAGAAGAAAUUGAUUUUGAAAGCCUGCCAUGGCCCUCAAUAUCAAACAACGCGAAAGACCUUGUUCGCAGAAUGCUGACAAAGGAUCCAAAGAAGAGAAUUACUUCUAUACAAGUAUUAGAGCACCCUUGGAUUAAAGGACAAGCACCUGAUAAGCCCAUUGAUAGUGCUGUGCUCUCUAGAAUGAAGCAGUUCAGAGCAAUGAAUAAGCUCAAGAAACUUGCACUAAAGGUCAUUGCACAAAGUUUAUCUGAAGAAGAAAUUAAAGGUCUCAAAGCAAUGUUCACAAAUAUGGACACAGACAAGAGUGGUGCAAUCACAUAUGAGGAAUUGAAAUCUGGAUUGGCUCGCCUUGGGUCAAAACUGUCAGAAGCAGAAGUAAAACAACUCAUGGAAGCUGCUGAUGUGGAUGGAAACGGGACAAUUGAUUACAUUGAAUUUAUAACUGCUACGAUGCAUAGACAUAAGCUCGAACGAGAUGAGCAUCUCUAUAAAGCGUUUCAGUAUUUUGACAAGGACAACAGUGGCUAUAUUACUAUAGAUGAACUGGAAACUGCUAUGAAGGAGUACGGUAUGGGUGAUGAGGCCACAAUCAAGGAAAUAAUUUCAGAAGUUGAUACAGAUAAUGAUGGACGGAUCAACUACGAGGAGUUCUGUCAAAUGAUGAGAAGCGGAACAACACAACAGGCGAAGCUCUUCUAG